AUGGCUCCCGCGGCUUCAUUGGACAAUCUAUCAAAUCCUCUUGUGACUGCUGCCCAACUGGCGACCUCAUCCUCCUCACUUGACGGUGUUACCAUAGAUUUGGAGACAUCCGUUCGGUAUGCAGGUGUUCGACUUACCCAGGCGGCUGGAAUCCUUUUACAGCUUCCGCAGGAUGUGAUCGCUAAAGCUAUUGUGGUUUUCACAAGAUUUUGGGUUGGCCCUGAAGGAGGCAGCCUUGCUGUUUAUUCUGCAAAGGAUAUAUCUGCCGCAUCGCUCUAUCUGAUGGCGAAACUUUCCUUUACACCAAUUUCUCCACGCUCAAUUAUCAAUGUUUUCGCGUUCCUUCUCUCCCCAGAAGCUUCUCCGUUGGAUUUUACCAACCCACAUCCGCCCUCGGGAAAGCCGAUCCCGGAAGCAUACUACGUAUCAGAAGGGAGCUACCAGGCAGAGCGGCUAGCUUUAAUGAAGAUGGAAGCUACCGUUCUGCGCACUCUGGCCUUCAACACGCACGUCACCCUGCCCCAUACCAUUGCCCUUACAUAUCUACAAACACUUGGAGCAUCCUCAGCGGCAGUGUCAAAAAGAGUUUUUGAACAUUUAAAUGCAGCGUUGCUCUCUCCACAACUGUUAUAUUUGACGCACCAGCCAAAUGCAUUAGCAGUGUCAGCAAUAUAUCUGGCAGCUAGAGAGGAGGGCGUGAAACUAGUGGAUGACGAGUGGUGGGAAGUUUUCGACGUGGAUAGGGAGGAGUUAGGUUUUCUGGUUGUUGGGAUGAGAAGCAUGGAGAAUUUUGCGACCGCUGAGAAAGAGAAAUGGAAAGGCCGUCGGGUACCGUUGACUGUUGACCAGUUGGAGGCGGAGCAGGAGACGCGGAAGAUGCUGGAAGAAGGGGAAUGA
Blastomyces dermatitidis ER-3 is the source of this 897-nucleotide messenger RNA. Its product is annotated as cyclin domain-containing protein. The transcript is spliced from 2 exons. The coding region runs from base 1 to 897 and encodes 298 amino acids. Gene Ontology annotation, cellular component: nucleus. NCBI's taxonomy places the organism in Eukaryota, Fungi, Ascomycota, Eurotiomycetes, Onygenales, Ajellomycetaceae. Gene Ontology annotation, biological process: regulation of transcription by RNA polymerase II. The record is from RefSeq and is a predicted model, not a curated record. Gene Ontology annotation, molecular function: cyclin-dependent protein serine/threonine kinase regulator activity.